Messenger RNA from Lymnaea stagnalis (great pond snail), 4290 nucleotides. The record is from the annotation of a GenBank genome assembly. Lineage: Eukaryota; Metazoa; Mollusca; Gastropoda; Lymnaeidae.
AGUACACAUUUGGCGUUCUACCAGUAACAGCUGGGGAAUACAGACAGUUAAUCUUUUAACUUUUGUAACCGAUGUUGGAGGUAAAAGAUAUUUUUAUUUUGGUGUUCUGACAAUCUAGACUUUAGUGUCUUUGUUAUUUUAUAUGAUUAUCUAUUAUCUGCAUCAAUAAAGAUAAAAAUAUAAAAAAUUCACAUUCAUAUCAGCUUUGAAACUUUGGUAACUAAAGAUCAUUCUAUAUGAGAGCUGUAAAAUAUUAUUAGUCGGCGCACAAUAUUGGCGUGACUUUCGGAGGCCCCUUGUCGUUUCAAUGCACGGUUGCACCUGCAUUUAAAUUGAUAUUUGUUUUGUUUUCCAUUUCACAGCUGUGGCCCUUUAAAAGAUCACAGUUUCCUUGCAUAUUCAAAGAUGGCAUGUUUUACUUUCUGUUUCUAUCUCUUGUUCAUCAAAAGUGUUAACCUCAAUAAAACGUUAGUUUAAUUUUGAAGAUUAAAAUAUGCUGCUGUCAGAGAAUAUACUGAAUAUUCAAACGACGUGUUUGGUAAUAACAACUUAUCACGUAUCGGUUAAUCCUAAGACUUUCUUAAGAGAUUUAAUGACGAUUUUUAGUAAGUUCAGACGGUCAAUUUAUUAUAUUUUAAAAAAAAAUUGCUUAGGAUAUUAACUAAUCAAGGAAUGUUUAUAUUUCUUUUUUUAAUUAAUUACAUCUUAUAGAAAGCAAGACAAUUUUAGAAUAAUUUUUUAAUAUAAUUAUUUCCUUUAAAUUUAGAUUCUGACUUUAAUUAAGCUUUAAAAAAUAAUAAAUAUACAUACUAAAAAGAUAAAAUUAUUUUGCUAACAAAAUAAAUAUAAUAAAAAUACAGAAAAUGAUAACAAUUUAAAACAAAGACAACAAUAAAAAGGGACACGAUACAUGGUAUUGGGGAUAAUCUAUCAGUUGCAUAUUAUGUUACUAAGCGUUGAUUCCUAUCGAUUUUGAUCUACUUCAAAACACAAAAUAUAUUGACUUACCCUAUACUUUCUUGCUCUCUUUCAAAUAGCAUAACGUACGCAAGGUCCAGGAAAUCAAAAGUUUUUUUUUUAUAGGGAUAUUUAGUACAUCAAGUAUUGAUCCGAAGUCUGAUGACUUUUGGUGCACUAUACAUAUAAUCUUACAUAUCUUUAGCACUGUUUCGUUACACCGAAAUGUGACGAUUCGCUCACGUAAUUUUGGAAGCACCAUUUUGCCACUGGCAAAAACGGCCGACAGCAAUUUUGUCGACGUUGAUAAAGAAAUUAUAUUUACAAAUGUUAUACUUUAAAUACACAAGGGACUAUACAUAUAUUUCAGUUUUAGGAAAAAUACAUCCUAAUAAGACGUCAAAGUUUGCUGGGUUAUUAUAUUUUUUUGUGCGGUGUUUUUGUAAGUUCCACAUCAGCGCUUACGUUGAUGUUUAUGUGAAUAAUUUGUAAAAAAAAUUUUGUUGGAACUUUAAAAGGGAUAUCUGACAAAGCCCUCAUUCACAAGCCCCCCCCCCUAUCCCCACAAAAGCCCAGGACACAGUUGAUACAUUCGAAAAACAAGGCAAAUAUCAUGUUUUAAUAAGAGCAUUAACAUCAAGCUUAAGAUUCUUUUAGAAAUCAUUCAUACUAUAAAGUGAUUUUAUUUCACGACAAAAGCUAUGCAUCAAUGUGAAUUGUUAACGACCGCUGGCAAUACCAUUUAAGAGUUGAAUCAAAGAGCCUUUUGGGGCCCCUCUGCGCCAUCUCAACGCCUCUGAAAGGGGUGGUGUCGCCCAUUUUGGGAACCACUUCUUUGAAGGAACGACUUCGCGGAAAUAAUAUUUAUCUUAAAUAAUUUGAUUUAUUUAGUUAUUUCACUGAAAAUAGUUAAUGUACUAAAUAUAUUUUUAACAAUAAAGUAAUACUUUUAAAAUAUGCUUAAGUCUAUUUCCUUCAGGCCCACAAAUGUUUUAAUUAUGUCAUCACCCAUGAGGUCAUUGUUUUCCCAAAUAAUCAUAUUAACCUUUAUAUCCCUAAAUUUUGUAAAAGGUUUUUUUUCUUUUAAACUAAAAAGUCCAUGCUAUACUUAGCAAUGACCGAUAUGUAUAAGCAUGAGAUUGCAUGGUAUUGGCUAAACAGUUAUUAGUUAAAGAAAAGAAAACUGGUUCAAUUUUGCGUUCUACACUUUAAAAGAUUUGAUUCAAGCAAGAUUUAAAAUUAAGUUCAUAAUGAAAGAAAUUAAGAAAUUAAUUAUAUUCACUUAUUUUUUAGAUUUCUUAGAAUUUAUUUUGUUUUUCUUUUUAAAGUAUGCAUACUUUUUAAAUGAUUAUAUUUUCAGUAUUUCUAAAGAUACGCAGAUGUCUUCUUUUGACUUUGACAACGCGUUGGAUAUGUUACUCAUAGGUAGAAGUGGGGGAGGGAAGAGUGCAGCUGGGAAUACGAUUCUUGGAAGGGAAACUUUUGAAAUGUCCCCAGACGUACAGUCCAUGACAGAAAAAGCGGCCUUUGACUUUUGUGAAUUCGAAGGUAACCAUCUGAAAAUUGUUGACUGUCCGGGGCUUGGAGAUACCAGACUUAAUUAUAAAGAGGAUGAGACACAACUCGCUACUGCAUUGCAUGUUGCUAUGGCGUACAAUCCAAAAGGAUAUCAUGCCAUUCUAUAUGUCAUCAAGUUCGAAGACAAAUUUACCAAUGUAGAUGAAAAAACACUGUCAAUCCUGAAAGGGCUACUGGGAGAACACUUUAUAAAAAAUCAUUGCAUUCUUAUUAUGACUCGCGGGGAUUGUUUUGAGACGAAUCCAACGAUCAAAAAAUCAAAGCUCUCUUUUGAUGAAUGGAUACAGAGGCAAACCAAUGAAAAUUUUAGAACGCUUUUAGAAGAAUGUCAGCACAGAGUGGUCCUUUUCGACAAUAGAACAGAAGAUCCAGAGAAGAGAAAAUCCCAAAAACGGAAAUUGGUUCAAUUUGUCCGUGGCUUAGCCUGUAAGGGACAACGUUAUACCAACGAAGAUUUUAUAAAAGUGAAAAAAAUGCGGAAAGAAUUAAUAAAAAGCAAGAACAAUGAACAGGAGCUGCAAGUUAUUGUUGAUCAAGUUGGUAUAUACAGUUCUAAAGUAGCAAAUGCAUCUUGUGAUAAAGAAGGUGCAAGGGCCCUGGAGAUGGUAUCCAAAGAGAUUGAUAACUUGUAUAGUUACGCUAAAAACGCGUCGAUGAACAAUAAGAUGAUAUCAAAACAAAUGGGUUUAGUUCUAGAUCUCCAAGAGGCUUUGCAGAAAAAGCAAAAACAAAUAGGUAACAUACUAGAUUCCAACAACGACGUUCUGAAGGAGAAGAUAGCAAAGUUGGAGUAUGAACUAGCUAAAUCCCAACAAUUCCAGACCCAGAAACUUUCUAGGGAAGACAGCAACAGUAUCAAGGAAAAAGAACAAGAACUGAAGAAAAGGGAAAGUGAAAUUCAGAAACUUGAGAGAGAGAGUAUAAUUUUACGGGAGAAAGAAAUGGCUGACACCAAGAAGAAACUGGAUGAGCUGGAGUCGAGAUAUUUGCAAGCGAAAAAAAGUGAGAGCUCCAAGAGCCUUAUCGAGCCAAUUCUUGACUAUGCAGCAUCUGUUCUUCCAGUAGCCGGCGUAGUGUCUGGGAUAUACAAGUGGUGGACCAAAUAGAAAAUACUUUGGAGAAAGAUGAGCUUUAAAAUAUGAAUUUGAAAUGAACAUGUUCUAAAAAAAUAUUUAAAAAUUUUUUAUGAUCUUUGUUUUUAUGUAAUAAAUGUACAUUUGAGUUAAUUUUUAAAAUUGUUGAAAAUUCUUGUUCAUGUUUCAAACUAGAAAUUAUUAUGAAUUUUUUUCUUUUUUAAAAAAUUUAUUUGGUUAUUUUAUAAUUUUAAAUUUUUUAAACAAAAUUUACAUUACAUCGUGAAGUUUUUAGUCUCUGAAAAUUAAAUGCGACUUUGAAAUAAUUUUUACUACCAUUUUAAUGAUGACUUAUAUAUAUAUAUAUAUUUGUAUAGUGUAAAAAGUUAGAUAAGAUGUGGUUGCUUUUAAAACAUUUAAGCAAUUUUUCUUGUAUAUGCUUAAUGUUUUAUGAUGAUUACAUGUGUACUCAUUUUUUUAAAAAAAGUUUGAAAUAAACUUUUAUAAUAAAAUAUAAGAUAAACAAACGCUAGUGUAUUUACCAAUAUCCUUCUAUGCUUUUGAUUGAUUUAUCUAAUGUUUGUUUAAUGAUUACAGUCAAUUAUAAAUAUUAUAUUCAAACAUAUAUUAUACAUACUUUUUGUAAGUCAAUAAAAACAAAAACAAUUUUGAAAUUUCUGGU